UGUUAAUCCUUGCCAAUUCUUUCAGGACAGAGGAGGAAAAAUACAGGACUCUCUUUGUUCUUGAUGUUCUGAAUAGCAAUUGACAAUAAAGCUCUAUGAUGGCACUGAUAGACCUGUCUCCCUGCAGUAGAAAUACCAGCUAUCAAGGACAAACCUGUGGGACACAUUGCCUCCAUCCUUCUUGCUGAAUUUAGCAACGUUGCAGGCCGGCCAAACCAGCUGCGGUGCAAAACAGAUCGGGUAGCACAGAAUCUCUGUCUCUGUUAUGGCUUCUGCUGGGCUCUGGGCGGUCGAUUAUGAGGUUCAUGGAGAGGUCCAGGGUGUCUUCUUUAGAAAGUACACAGAAGAGCAAGGUAGGAAGUUGGGGCUGGUUGGCUGGGUGAAGAACACUGCGCAUGGGACUGUGAUUGGACAGCUGCAGGGCCCGAAAGAGAAAGUGGAAAUCAUGAAGAACUGGCUGCGCACCGUGGGGAGCCCCAUGUCACGUAUUGACCGGGCCGUGUUCUCCAAUGAGAAAGAGAUCACUUGUCUAGAGUUCCAGUCCUUCACCACCAAGUAUUAGAAGAAGGAUCAAGGGAAUUUCCGCCCAGAAAGAGGCUCCACUUUUCCUUCUUUGAGAUGGACCUUGUUGCUGCUGCUGCUGUUCAGGACAACGUUAGACAUUGCUCUGUUAGUCCUAUCAUGCUUCUACCACACCAUUUGUGUCCAGAAAAAAAAACCCUGCAGCUUACAAGGUGUCCCAUAGAAUAGCCACUGCUCUUUUUGCCACUUUGCAUUGUUUGUUAAGUGAUUAGAGAAGAAUGAAUUGUCAAGUUAGAUUAAUGCCCAAAAAAUAAUAAAACUCUCUUCCCUUCAGGAAGACUCCUGAACCUAUGUUACCACUGAUCAACCUUAAAGCAAUAUGACUUUGGAACAGCACAUUAAUGUCCUCCACAUUUGUUGCCCUUCCAUCUCAGUGUCCACCCAUCAAGACUAUUAUUAGCUCACUAAAGUGUAUCUUUAAAGGAAAGAAAACUAGUUGUCUUUUAUAGAGGCGUUGGUCGGGGUUGUUGUGUGGCAUGACAUUGAUAUCGUUUCUGCAAUUGUAGGAAGAAACCGCAAAGUGGACUUAGGAGCAAGGUGAUUGAGGGAUUGCAAGUAGUGGCAGGCAUUCCUUCACUGAGGCAACGCCUUGCCAGCAACCCUUAUGAUUCAGCUACAUGAUAUUAUUUAAAUAAUUGAUGAACUUCUUGCUCUCUCUCUCUUUUUGUAUAUAUCUGUGUGUGCUGCAACUGAAAUGCAGAAGCUGCUCUAUGGCUCAGUGAAGGAGUUGAUGACCCCAUUCUGUUCACCUCAUCCACAUCCUUUUAUACUAAAGGAGGGUUUCUUGUAUUUCAGAAUACCUGUAUCCUAGUGAACAAUAGUGUAGUUUUGCUCUGCCUAUGUGAAUAAAACAUAUCCCUAUAAUUAGACAUUC
This is a messenger RNA of Anolis carolinensis (green anole), 1456 nucleotides long. RefSeq names its product acylphosphatase-2. NCBI's taxonomy places the organism in Eukaryota, Metazoa, Chordata, Lepidosauria, Squamata, Anolidae. The record is from RefSeq and is a predicted model, not a curated record. The transcript is spliced from 5 exons. Gene Ontology annotation, molecular function: acylphosphatase activity. Bases 266 to 562 code for a protein of 98 amino acids.